CAUGGAGUAAGGUAACGUUUACUGUAAUCGAAGUGCUCAGUCUCCUUGCUUUUCGUGAUUCAUUUUGUGGGGUUUAUGUUGAUAUAUAAAAAGGUGUAAAUGGGGAUACUUCUACUUGAAGCAGUGCUUAAAAAACACUGUGAAAUCCACCAAGAUGUGUGACCAUCGGUUGCUUCGCUCUGGGUCAGCAGGAGAGAUUGACCAUGUACAGCAUCUGUCUGACAACAUUGGAGCACUGUUUGAGAAUGCAGAUUAUCACGAUGUUACCAUCAUUGUGGAACAGCAACAUUUUAGUGCACAUAAGGUCAUCUUGGCUGCAAGAUCAGAAUACUUCAGGGCCCUAUUGUUUGGUGGAAUGAGAGAAAGUAGCUGCAAAGAAAUAGAACUGAAGGACACCAGUGCCACAGCUUUUCGGCAUUUACUCAAAUACAUAUACACUGGCAGAGUUAAUCUGGGUGAAAUGACGGAGGAUGUGGUGUUGGAUGUACUGGGACUUGCUCACCAGUAUGGAUUUGUGGAGAUGGAAAAGGCAAUAUCGGAGUACUUAAAGGCUGUAUUAAACACCAAGAAUGUGUGCCUGAUCUAUGACAUUGCCAGCAUGUACAGCUUGCGAACUUUAUCAGACACUUGCUUUCAUUACAUGGACAGAAAUGCCCAGGACAUCAUCAACAGUGAAGCCUUUCUUUGUUUAUCUGAGAGUGCACUAUGCGAGAUGCUCGCCAGGGACUCAUUCUGUGCCCCAGAGGUGGAGAUUUUCAAUGCAGUUUGUCUUUGGUAUGAAAAGAACCCCAACUGUGAUAUAGCCAAAAUAAUGAAAAACAUAAGAUUGACCUUGAUGUCACUGCAAGACCUGUUGAAUAAGGUCAGGCCUAAAGAGUUAGUUUCUGCUGAUGCCAUUCUAGAUGCCAUAAAGUUUAAGACAGAAAAAAGGGACAUGGAGCUUCACUAUAGGGGAUUUCUCACCCUCAAUGAGAACAUUGCCACAAUGAGACAUGGAGCCAAGUUGGUCCGAGGUGAGAUGAAAGCUGCCCUGUUGGAUGGGGACACAUUGAACUAUGAUCUGGACAGAGGGUUCUCCAGACAUCCCAUAGAUGACACCAAUGGUGAACUGGUAGUAGAGUUAGCUCAACCUUCCAUCAUUAACACAGCAAGACUGCUACUGUGGGACAGAGACAUGAGGUCUUACUCUUACUACAUAGAUGUAUCUAUGGAUGACAAGGACUGGGUGAGAGUGGUGGACCACACCAAAUAUUUAUGCAGGUCAUGGCAGAAUUUGCACUUUCCGGCAAGGGUUGUAAGGUUUCUCAAGAUUGGUGGAACUCACAACACAGUAAACAGGGUUUUUCAUGCAGUCGCAUUUGAAUGUCUGUACAGCACGAAACCAUUUAGGCUGGAAAGAGGUUUGCUAGUCCCUUCUGAAAAUGUGGCUACCAUUGAAGCCAGUGCCUGUGUGAUUGAGGGGGUGAGCAGGAGCCGGAAUGCUCUGAUCAAUGGUGACACCAAGAACUAUGACUGGGACUCGGGGUACACCUGUCACCAGCUUGGAAGUGGUGCAAUAGUGGUGCAGCUAGCACAGCCAUAUAUCAUAGGGUCCAUGAGAAUGUUGCUAUGGGAUUGCGAUGACCGUAGUUAUAGUUACAAGAUAGAAGUAUCCACUGACCAACAGACUUGGCAUACAGUGGCAGACAAAACAAGGGAAAACUGCAAGUCAUGGCAGACCAUAGUUUUUCCACCAAGGCCAGUCACAUUUGUCAAGAUAGUUGGAGUUCAGAAUACAGCAAAUGAAGUUUUUCAUUGUGUUCAUUUCGAGUGUCCUUGUGACUCCUUGUCUGUGGCUCGCUAUGCCCGGGGUGUGGAUGAACCAACCCCCCGUACCACCUCAACUCCUGAGGGAGCAGCAGCCGGUUCCUCUGCCAUGCCGCAGACACCACAGAUGCCCCUUCCACCCAUGACAGAGCAGUCCAGUAAUCCUGACAUGACGUAACAGCAUGAAAGACUUGGAUAACUACAGGCUUGUAUCUAACACAACCUGUGUUCAACAAAAAACAGUCAUCAAUGCAAGUUUAAAGGGGUGGUGCACUAAAAUUAAAGCAGCAAUGAGAUUGCUGUGAAGACUGAACUCCAUGUCAAUUAUGAUUUUUCACGUUGGCAGUGUUACUUGACAUUUAUUGGUAAUGUUUUGCAGAGGUGAUUAGGUUACUUAAUCAUGGGUCCCAAGCAUUAACUAUUUAUGUUAAUUUAAUGAAAAGGUUCAAGCAGAAUUGGAAUAAUAAUUUUUUUUUUUUAUGUUUACACAAAGUUGAUACAUUUAUGAUUGCUUAAAGGAGUAUCAUUUGCUUCUGGAAUCACUGUAGUAUAAGUAUUGGGUAACUGGUAUAUUCUUCCUUAACACAAUUUUAUCUGUUGCCAAAAAUCACAAGUGCUAUCACUACAUCCCUAUAACUAUUCGCACGUUAAGGCUUAGGGCAAAUUGUAGAUUAUUUGAGUAGGUUAAGCCUUGGAUAAACUGUACAGUGGAGUGAGCAACAGUCUUUAUAUUUGCUGUUACUACAAUAUAUUUGCUACUGAGUAGCUGUAAAAUACAUACGACUUGUACUAAAACUCACUGCUCAAUCACAUAACUUCUCUCAGAUAAAUAUUAUAUUCUGAUGCAAGAUGCUUAAAAUAGAAACAUUUGAGUACCUGUUAAACUAUUUUAAAUAGCGUUAGCAAUUUUUUUGUCAAGAAUCUUUAACCCACAUGAAAAAAAAAGUAUUAUGUAAGAACUGGGAAGAUAUUAACUGUAAAGAUUGUUACUCAGAGCAGAUUUCAUAAUGUUCAUCUGCAUGGUUGUGCUUCCACUAAACUUGCCAUUCCACUGUUGCGAGGAACAAUUCCUUCUUCUGAAGUAGGACUUUAGUAUAUGAAUAUUCAUACAAACUUUUUUCAAAGUGAUAAUGCUUACUUCCUGCUGUGGAAAGUGCUAAAUUUUCAUGAGGUAAACAUAUUCAGUAAGCAGCUUGUUUGAUAGAGUACUUUUUUAUGUAUACUGUAAGGCAAAGAUAUUUUUAUUAUUUUGUUGAUAUUGGUAAAUUCAGAAUUAACAUAACUUUGCAAUUUGCUCUACUUUCAGUCAUUUGAAUUCACAAGUGCACUCUUUAUUAUACCAAAGAAAAUGCAAUUUUUUUUC
Messenger RNA from Lingula anatina, 3169 nucleotides. RefSeq names its product BTB/POZ domain-containing protein 9. Gene Ontology annotation, cellular component: cytoplasm. NCBI's taxonomy places the organism in Eukaryota, Metazoa, Brachiopoda, Lingulata, Lingulida, Lingulidae. Gene Ontology annotation, molecular function: protein binding. The record is from RefSeq and is a predicted model, not a curated record. Gene Ontology annotation, biological process: modulation of chemical synaptic transmission; adult locomotory behavior; circadian behavior.